AUGGGUAGGAACUGGAGUGCUUCGGAAGACGCCGAGCUGAUCAAAUUGACGAGGAAAUACGGCAAGCAGUGGGGCGUCAUCGCCAGCCACAUGAAAAAUAGAAGCCCUGCACAAGUUUUAGCCCGUUGGGAAAAAUGUCUUGAUCCCGUUAUAGUCAAGGGUCCUUUCACGGAGCAGGAAGAUGAACUCAUCAGGCAGUUUGUAAAAGAAAAUGGACCUCAAAAUUGGCCGAAAAUUACUUCUUUCCUUCCAAAUCGAAGCCCAAAGCAAUGCAGAGAAAGAUGGUUCAACCAUCUCGAUCCAUCAGUCAUAAAGCACGCAUGGACUCCCGAAGAGGAUGAAACAAUCUUCCGCAACUACCAGAAACUCGGACCAAAGUGGUCAGUCAUCGCGAAACUGAUCCCCGGACGUACGGAUAACGCCAUCAAGAAUAGGUGGAACUCGUCCCUCUCCAAGAGAAUAUCAGUACUCCCUGGUAAAAAGGAGGUCUUGUUACCUGAUAAAUCGAAGAAGAGAAAGAACGUCGAAGAACCUAAGAAGGAAGAGGAAAAAUCACCGGCAAAAGCCGAGAUACCUUUCGACCCAUUCUCGAUUCCAUCUCCACACUUGACAAGGAGCGAUAGUAGCCGAUUGAAUUCUCCUGAUACUCCAAUGAUGGGAUUCAACACGACACCGGGCGCUUUCGGAGGCUUGAUAAUCUCCCCAGUGCUUGCCGUGCAUCCAGUUGGUUGUUACCUUUUCUAA
Messenger RNA from Trichomonas vaginalis G3, 744 nucleotides. RefSeq names its product RNA polymerase II transcription regulator recruiting protein. The record is from RefSeq and is a predicted model, not a curated record. Lineage: Eukaryota; Parabasalia; Trichomonadida; Trichomonadidae. Gene Ontology annotation, molecular function: RNA polymerase II cis-regulatory region sequence-specific DNA binding; DNA-binding transcription factor activity, RNA polymerase II-specific. The transcript has a single exon. Bases 1 to 744 code for a protein of 247 amino acids. Gene Ontology annotation, biological process: regulation of DNA-templated transcription. Gene Ontology annotation, cellular component: nucleus.